GAGGCAGCAGCGAAAUGGCGUGCAUUGUCGCGGCACGAGCAAUCGGAGUAUGACAGCCGGGCUGCGUCUGCACGUGCAGCGGACUCCGAAAGGACAGAUGAGAUGAACACGAGAUGCGCAACGGCAAAGUCCACAGGCAAAACUGCUGCUACAAAAGCCCAGCAGAUGCUGUCGGUGAAGCGGAGGUGGAUGGAGCACCAAAUCUUGCGGGCAGAAGAAAAGCUGAAAAGUCAAUGGGAAGCACUGUCGGCUGAUGAGGUUACCUCGCAACUGAUGGCAUGGAGAGUUCGUCCCUUGUCAGGCACGGAUGAGUUCAAGCGACGUUUGGGCUCAACGUUGGACGAGCUGAUUUGCAAGCGCAUGGCCGACUUGCCCUUUGCAGGAGAUGUUGAGUCGAGAUCGCUCCUCACCGAGCUGGGAUUUACAAAGAGUUAUCUGCCCCAUCCAGCAGUCUUAUUCUUGGAGUGGGAGGUGCUGGGAAGUGCCGGCAGUAAUGAGCAAACGGAAGAGGCUACGGCUCAGUGCCUUCAAAAGUUCCGCAGCUUGCCACCCGUGGAACUGGCUGCCUGGUGGUCAGUGGUGGCCUCCCGACACCGUAGGCAGCAGGAAGCCCUUAGAAACACCCUUUGCAAUGAAGUGGGCCUCGUUGAAUCUGUAAACUUUAAGGUUGCAGACUUCGAAUGCUCUGGUUUCGAUGCUUUCCGUGAAGGACAGGCGAAUCAAGGCACCGAGCCUUUGACUUUGCCAGGUAUGCAAAUUCCGGAUCCGCUUUGGGAGUGUCUGCAGGAGGAGCAGUUCCUGCGCUUGGGCCAGGCCCAAGCAUGGUCUCAGAAGCGCUACAGCCAUCCGCGCGACAAGGACUCCCCAGCACAGCUUCAAUUGCGGCAAGCCCUGCGGGAGUACAACACACAGUAUGCCUUUGAUCCGGAGCUUGGACAAAAAGGGGGAGUCAGGAACAUCGAUGAAGAAAUUGAGAGAUACCGGAAGUACGCAGAUAUCUUGCGAACGCAAAUUGUAGACUCGGUGACGUUCAUCCACCAAGACAUUGCCCAAGGAUGCAAGGUCCUGGUGGAGGGAGCCAAUGCCGCACUGCUUGACAUAGACUUUGGUACUUAUCCUUUUGUGACAUCGUCGAACACCACAGUCGGGAGCGUGUGCACCGGACUUGGCGUACCGCCAAAGGUGGUCGACACAGUCAUCGGAGUGGUCAAGGCCUACACUACGCGAGUUGGCCACGGGCCUUUUCCAACGGAGUUGCAGAAUGAGAUGCAGUCCUUGGAGGACUUCACCGAGACUUACUUUGGACCCGAGGCAAGAUAUGAGCGAAAAGGUCACACAGGUGGCCCCUUCGAGCUGAAGCCAGGUCAACCUGUGAAGGUUGGCAUGAUGCUACAGGAGGUGGGCGCCGAAUACGGCACUACAACAGGCCGCCGACGAAGAUGUGGUUGGCUGGACCUGGCUUUGGUCAAGUAUUCUGCAAUGGUCAAUGGAUUUGACAGUCUCAACAUAACCAAGCUCGAUGUGUUGACGGGCCUGAAGCAGAUCCGAGUUGCAAUCGCAUACAGGAACAGACGAAUGACAGAAGUACGGUUGCCAUCUGGAUACUUUCCGUCGCACCUGGAUGACCUCAAGGAAGUGGUCUGCGAGUAUGAGACCCUCGAGGGCUGGUCGGAAGACAUCUCCCUCUGCACGAAGUGGGAAGAUUUGCCUGACAAUGCGAAAAAGUAUGUGCUCAGGAUCCAAGAACUCUUGGGCAUCCCUAUCUCCUGGGUUGGCGUUGGCCCAGAUCGAACCAGCAUGUUGAAGGUUCCGAUGAAGAAGCCUUCGAAUCGGACCUUGCUUCCAAUUCCAAUUCGCUGA
Molecule: messenger RNA, 1860 nt
Organism: Symbiodinium pilosum
Lineage: Eukaryota; Dinophyceae; Suessiales; Symbiodiniaceae
Source: the annotation of a GenBank genome assembly